Messenger RNA from Penicillium digitatum Pd1, 2370 nucleotides. Its product is annotated as serine/threonine-protein kinase. Gene Ontology annotation, cellular component: cytoplasm. Lineage: Eukaryota; Fungi; Ascomycota; Eurotiomycetes; Eurotiales; Aspergillaceae. Gene Ontology annotation, biological process: intracellular signal transduction; protein phosphorylation. The record is from RefSeq and is a predicted model, not a curated record. Gene Ontology annotation, molecular function: protein serine/threonine kinase activity; ATP binding.
AUGGCCGCUGCAUUCGACGAGGAAGACCUCGCUAUCCCCCUCCCGUCCGACCGCGAUUGUCCGCGUGAACGUGCGAGGCCCGCUUCCAACCCCUCCGCCAUGGCAAUGCCCCCGCCCUCAAAGCCGACCGGCAAAGUCGAGGACCCGGUGCAGUCACCGUCGACUACCCGAGAUAUGCAACGCCUCGACCAGUACCAGACUAUAAGGGUCUUGGGGGAGGGUUCCUUUGGAAAAGUAAAACUUGCCAUUCACCAGCCAAGUGGACGUCAAGUUGCCCUAAAGAUUAUCUCACGACGCAAGCUACUCUCCCGAGACAUGGUUGGGCGCGUGGAACGAGAAAUCCAGUAUUUGCAAUUGCUACGACACCCUCAUAUCAUUAAAUUGUAUACGGUGAUUGCGACGAAGUCCGAUAUUGUAAUGGUGCUGGAGUACGCAGAACGAGAAUUGUUCGAUUAUCUCGUGAGGAAGGGAAGAUGUGGUGACGACGAAGCCCGGAAAUUCUUUCAACAAAUCAUUUGCGCUGUGGAAUACUGCCACCGACACAAGAUUGUACACCGUGACUUGAAGCCCGAGAACCUGCUCAUCGACAACCAGAAGAACGUCAAGAUUGCGGACUUCGGGUUAAGUAAUAUUAUGACAGACGGCAACUUCCUCAAGACCAGCUGCGGUAGCCCGAACUACGCUGCCCCAGAGGUCAUCUCUGGAAAGCUCUACGCCGGCCCGGAGGUGGACGUAUGGAGUUGUGGUGUGAUUCUAUAUGUGUUGUUGGUUGGCCGAUUGCCUUUUGACGAUGACUACAUUCCAGCUCUUUUCAAGAAGAUCGCAGCGGGCACCUUUCACAUACCCGGAUACAUCUCAUCUGGGGCAGCUCGUUUGAUCCGGGCAAUGCUUCAAGUUCACCCUGUCCACCGCAUUACAAUCCCUGAGAUCAGAUUGGACCCAUGGUUCACUAAAAACCUCCCUCAGUACCUGGAAACACCGCGAGAGGAGUUCAUCGCCCCGGGAGCGGACUCGAAGAAAGUUGAUUCUGCAAAGCUUGACAUGGCAAAGCCUCUACCAGUCCAGCACAAAAUCCAUCGAAUUGCAGUUUCCAAGCUCGAACGAAGCAUGGGAUAUGGCCGCGAGGAUAUCGAAGAGGCAUUGAGACACCCAGAACCCAGUGCGAUCAAGGAUGCCUUCUCUAUUGUCGUGGAGAAUGAGAUGAUGCAAACCAAUUCACCGACGGAAGAUAAUUUGCUGGCACAAAAUGUCCAGAAAGGAGCUGCCCCUUCAUCUGCAGAUCGAAAUCCUGCGCCUCGUCAUCAAGGGUCCCCUGCCCCCACCAUGAACAGGACCGCUAGCGCAUCGCACCGGAGGGCCUCGGAGGAUCUACAGCAAUCAGAAUCCGAGGAAGAACCCCGUGUUAGCCACGUCCGGAUUCUCCCUACAAGCCUGCCAUAUGUUCACGACCAACUCAUGGAACAACGUGAUCGAGACAGAAGAGCCCACAACGAAAUGCUCGAGCAGCGUCGUCAAGAAGCCGCGCAUCUUGACCCCGAAGGACAUGGGUCUGCCUAUCGGGACAUGUCUCCCGAAGAACAGGCUGCCACGACCCGUGCAUUGAAGCCUCACGCACGCAGUGUCAUCGACUUGGACAAAUUGCGAUUCGAGCCGCCAACCGGUCAACCCCUCGAAAAACAGCCAAAGCGGAGCCGCAAAUGGCAGUUUGGUAUUCGAUCCCGAAACCAGCCAUAUGAGGCCAUGCUGUAUCUGUACCGGGCAAUUGCUGCCCAGGGUGGAUUGUGGGACAUUCAACCCGUGGAGUCAGGCACCAAUGCCGGCCCCGAUACCAUCCCCUCACCUGAUAAACCCAAACCCUUGCAGAGCAAAUACCCCGACCUCCCAUCCGACUACUACAUUCCGAAGGACCCAUGGUUUAUCCGUGCACGUCUGCUGAAAGAAGGAAUCAAGGCCCCUGGCGCUUCCACCAGUGUUUACAAUAGCCGUAGCGACCUCGAAGAACUGCGCCGCCGCUUUAACAUCUCAGGGAUCUCUGCCCCAACAGAAGAUAGGAGCAGAGACCUCCAAUCCUCCGUGCCUGACAGCGGGCUUACGAGCGGGCCCUCCUCGGCAAAUGGACCGAGUGGACUGCCCCACAUUACCUACGGUGUCUGGGUCUUCCUUGACAUCCAGCUUUACCAACUCGAAGAAAACAACUACAUGGUUGAUUUUAAAUGCGAUGGCUACCAGAAUGUGAUCCGCGCUAGCGGCGACGCGGAAUGGCAUCCCAUCAGCAAGCGCCUCAAGAACAAGGAGAAGGAGGUGACCAGCCCUUACCCCUUCCUCGAUGUGGCGUCUGAUCUUGUCGCCCAGCUGGCUGUGGCAAGCUAG